AUGAAAUCGACGUUGAUCGCCGCUCUCACGGCGCUGGCCGCCCAGCAGGUUGCCGGCCACGCCACCUUCCAGCAGCUCUGGGUGAACGGUGUGGAUAAGAUAUCCAGCAAGUGCAGCGUUGCUGCCGGAGAGACGGUUACCGUAGAGAUGCACCAGCAACCCGGCGACCGAAGCUGCAGCAACGAGGCCAUUGGCGGAAACCACUACGGCCCCGUCAUGGUAUAUAUGUCCAAGGUCGAUGACGCCUCUACGGCCGACGGCUCAGCCGGCUGGUUCAAGGUGUUCCAGGACGGAUGGAAGAAGGCGUCGACGAGCUCUCAGGGCGGUGACGACUACUGGGGCGUCAAGGACCUCAACACGUGCUGCGGCAAGAUGGACGUUAAGAUCCCAGCUGAUAUCCCCGCCGGCGACUAUCUCCUCCGUGCCGAAGUCAUCGCCCUGCACAGCGCUUCCGGCCAGAACGGCGCCCAGCCUUACGUUACCUGCUACCAGCUGACGGUUACUGGCGGAGGCAGCGCAUCGCCCGCGACUGUCAACUUCCCAGGUGCUUACUCCGCCUCUGACCCCGGUAUUCUGGUCAACAUCUGGACUCAGUUGAGCGACUAUGUUGUGCCUGGCCCUGAGGUCUACUCUGGCGGCAGCACCAAGGAAGCCGGCUCGGCGUGCACUGGAUGCGAGGAUACUUGCGCUGUGGCUUCCAAGAAGCGUUUCAUCCAAUGGUAG
Messenger RNA from Clonostachys byssicola, 723 nucleotides. The record is from the annotation of a GenBank genome assembly. NCBI's taxonomy places the organism in Eukaryota, Fungi, Ascomycota, Sordariomycetes, Hypocreales, Bionectriaceae.